Molecule: messenger RNA, 6941 nt
Organism: Rattus rattus (black rat)
Lineage: Eukaryota; Metazoa; Chordata; Mammalia; Rodentia; Muridae
Product: 1-phosphatidylinositol 4,5-bisphosphate phosphodiesterase epsilon-1
Exons: 33
Coding region: 89-6025 (1978 amino acids)
Biological process (GO): phosphatidylinositol-mediated signaling; small GTPase-mediated signal transduction; lipid metabolic process
Molecular function (GO): guanyl-nucleotide exchange factor activity; phosphatidylinositol-4,5-bisphosphate phospholipase C activity
Source: RefSeq, a predicted model, not a curated record
UAAACACUCGUCACCCUGCAUGUUGCAGGAUCCUUCUCCACGGGUUGAGGCCGAGCCUCGUUUGCUCGGUCGGUCGUUGUGGUGAUGAAUGGUUUCAGAGAGAAGAACAGCAGGAAGAGGCCUUGCAGUGAUGGAAGAGGUGAGGCGGCUCCACGUGAGAUUCUGCAAAAGGAUUAAGACUUGGCACAGGGCUGGGUUUCUAUGCAGCCUCUUAGGCACAGAGCCCCAGGAGAGGGAAGCAGAGUUUCAGCUGGGGCUUUGCACACUCCCAGCCGGCCUUGAAGGGUGGUUGGCUCUUUUCGUGCUCUCUCGGUACCCAGAUUUUGCCUUAGUAAAGGAUGGAUCUGGAUGCUGGAGUUUUAAAGGAGACCAGAUCUACAGUGCCGUGAGAAGAGGAGAAGAGACAGAAGAUACCGUUGGCUCUCUUCUGCAUUGCCCCACACAGCUCCCAACCCCUGACACAGCCCAUGGAAGGAUCGGAGAUGGUCCCUGCCUAAAGCAAUGUGUGCGAGACAGCGAGUGUGAGUACCGUGCCACCCUCCAAAGGACGUCCAUAGCUCAGUACAUCACCGGUUCUCUCCUAGAGGCAACCACAUCUUUAGGAGCAAGAAGCAGCCUUCUCAGUUCCUUUGGAGGAUCCACUGGGCGAAUAAUGCUGAAAGAACGCCAACCGGGCACCUCUAUGGCCAAUUCCAGUCCUGUUCCUUCAAGUUCAGCUGGAAUCAGCAAGGAGCUGAUUGAUCUCCAGCCCCUCAUUCAGUUCCCGGAGGAAGUAGCCAGCAUCUUAACAGAACAGGAACAGAACAUUUACCGCAGGGUCCUGCCCAUGGACUACCUCUGUUUCUUAACCCGGGACUUGAGUUCCCCUGAGUGUCAGAGAUCACUGCCCCGUCUCAAAGCAUGCAUCUCAGAAUCAAUCCUCAUGUCUCAAAGUGGAGAGCACAAUGCCCUUGAAGACCUCGUGAUGAGAUUUAACGAGGUGAGCUCCUGGGUAACAUGGCUGAUCCUCACGGCAGGCUCUAUGGAGGAGAAGCGGGAAGUCUUUUCUUAUUUGGUGCAUGUGGCCAAAUGCUGCUGGAACAUGGGCAACUACAACGCUGUCAUGGAGUUCCUGGCUGGCCUCAGGUCAAGGAAAGUUCUGAAGAUGUGGCAGUUCAUGGACCAGUCUGACAUCGAGACCAUGCGGAGCCUGAAAGACGCCAUGGCUCAGCAUGAGUCUUCCGUGGAGUACAAGAAGGUAGUGACCCGAGCCUUGCACAUCCCCGGCUGCAAAGUGGUUCCCUUCUGUGGGGUGUUCCUGAAGGAGCUCUGUGAGGUGCUUGAUGGUGCCUCUGGCCUCCUGAAGCUCUGCCCACGAUACAGCUCCCAAGAAGAAGCCCUGGAGUUUGUAGCGGAUUACAGUGGACAAGAUAACUUCUUACAGCGAGUGGGGCAGAAUGGCUUGAAGAAUUCAGAGAAGGAGCUCACCGUCAACAGCAUCUUUCAGAUCAUCCGGAGCUGCAGCCGAAGCUUGGAGAUGGAGGAGGAGGAGAGCGCCAGCGAAGGGAGCGGCUCUAGGAAAAACUCCCUCAAGGACAAAACCCGAUGGCAGUUUAUAAUUGGAGAUUUGCUGGAUUCAGACAAUGACAUCUUUGAGAAGUCCAAAGAGUGCGACCCUCAUGGAUCAGAGGAGUCACAGAAAGCCUUUGACCAUGGGACAGAGCUCAUCCCAUGGUACGUGCUGUCCAUCCAAGUGGAUGUGCACCAGUUCCUACUGCAGGGGGCCACAGUCAUCCACUAUGACCAGGACACACAUCUCUCUGCCCGCUGCUUUCUCCAGCUGCAGCCUGACAAUAGUACCUUGACCUGGAUGAAACCUCCCACUGCCUCCCCAGCUGGUGCCAGACUCAAGCUCGGUGUGCUUAGUAACGUGGCCGAACCUGGCAAGUUCCCAUCAUUGGGCAACGCUGGGGUGAGCGGCCUGGUAGAGGGAAUCCUGGAUCUGUUUUCAGUGAAGGCUGUGUACAUGGGACACCCUGGCAUUGAUAUACACACUGUGUGUGUCCAGAACAAACUUAGUAGCAUGCUUCUGUCAGAGACUGGGGUGACGCUGCUCUAUGGGCUUCAGACCACCGACAAUAGAUUACUGCACUUCGUGGCACCAAAGCACACAGCUAAAAUGCUUUUCAGUGGAUUGCUGGAACUCACUACAGCUGUGAGAAAGAUACGGAAGUUCCCUGACCAAAGACAGCAGUGGCUUCGGAAACAGUAUGUCAGCCUCUAUCAGGAGGAUGGUCGGUAUGAAGGCCCAACCUUGGCACAUGCUGUGGAGUUGUUUGGUGGUAGGAGAUGGAGCACUAGAAACCCCAGCCCUGGGAUGUCAGCAAAGAAUGCCGAGAAGCCCAACAUGCAGAGAAACAACACCCUGGGCAUAAGCACCACCAAGAAAAAGAAGAAAAUGCUCAUGAGGGGGGAGAGUGGAGAGGUGACGGACGAUGAGAUGGCCACCCGGAAGGCCAAAAUGUACAGAGAGUGUCGCAGCCGGAGCGGCUCUGAUCCUCAAGAGGCUAAUGAACAGGAAGACUCAGAGGCCAAUGUCAUCACUAACCCUCCCAACCCCCUCCAUUCCAGAAGAGCCUACUCUUUGACCACGGCUGGGUCCCCCAACUUGGCUACCGGGAUGUCAUCUCCUAUCAGUGCCUGGAGUAGCAGCAGCUGGCACGGGCGGAUCAAAGGAGGAAUGAAAGGCUUCCAGAGCUUCAUGGUCUCAGACAGUAACAUGAGUUUCAUUGAAUUUGUCGAGCUGUUCAAAUCAUUCAGCAUAAGGAGCCGCAAGGACUUGAAGGACAUCUUUGACAUCUACUCUGUACCCUGCAAUCGGUCUGCUUCUGAGUCAGCCCCACUGUACACCAACCUGACAAUCGAAGAAAAUACCAAUGACCUUCAGCCUGACCUAGAUUUGCUGACUAGAAACGUCUCGGACUUGGGGCUGUUCAUGAAGAGUAAGCAGCAGCUUUCUGACAACCAGAGGCAGAUAUCUGAUGCCAUUGCUGCUGCAAGCAUCGUGACUAAUGGCACUGGGAUUGAAAGCACAUCCCUGGGCAUAUUUGGGGUCGGCAUACUCCAGCUCAACGACUUCCUGGUGAAUUGCCAAGGAGAACACUGCACAUAUGAUGAAAUCCUCAGCAUCAUCCAGAAGUUCGAGCCCAGCAUCAGCAUGUGUCAUCAAGGUCUAUUGUCCUUCGAAGGGUUUGCAAGGUUUCUGAUGGAUAAAGACAAUUUCGCCUCAAAAAACGACGAGUCGCAGGAGAACAAGAGAGACCUGCAGCUACCCCUCUCCUACUAUUACAUCGAAUCUUCGCACAACACCUACCUCACGGGCCAUCAGCUCAAGGGGGAGUCCUCUGUGGAGCUCUACAGCCAGGUCCUCUUGCAAGGAUGCAGAAGCAUAGAGCUGGACUGCUGGGAUGGAGACGACGGGAUGCCCAUUAUUUAUCAUGGACAUACACUGACAACCAAGAUCCCCUUCAAGGAAGUGGUGGAAGCCAUCGAUCGCAGCGCCUUCAUCACCUCCGACCUGCCAAUCAUCAUAUCCAUUGAGAACCACUGUUCAUUGCCUCAGCAACGGAAAAUGGCAGAAAUUUUCAAGAGUGUGUUUGGAGAAAAGCUGGUGGCUAAGUUCUUGUUCGAGACCGAUUUCUCAGAUGACCCAAUGCUUCCCUCACCUGACCAACUUAGAAGGAAAGUGCUUCUUAAAAACAAGAAGCUAAAGGCCCAUCAGACACCUGUCGACAUCCUCAAACAAAAGGCUCAUCAGUUAGCAUCCAUGCAAACACAGGCUUUCACUGGUGGGAAUGCCAACCCGCCACCUGCCAGUAACGAGGAAGAGGAAGACGAGGAGGACGAAUAUGAUUAUGAUUACGAGUCCCUGUCUGAUGACAACAUUCUGGAAGACAGACCUGAGAACAAAUCAUGUGCCGACAAGCUUCAGUUUGAGUACAAUGAAGAAGUCCCCAAGAGGAUAAAGAAAGCAGACAACUCCUCUGGCAAUAAGGGAAAGGUCUACGACAUGGAACUGGGAGAGGAGUUUUACCUUCCUCAGAACAAAAAAGAAAGCAGGCAGAUUGCGCCGGAGCUCUCUGACCUCGUCAUCUAUUGCCAGGCGGUAAAAUUUCCAGGCCUGUCAACUCUAAAUUCAUCUGGCUCUAGCAGAGGGAAAGAAAGGAAAAGCAGGAAGUCCAUUUUUGGCAACAAUCCGGGCAGAAUGAGCCCAGGGGAGACAGCGUCAUUUAACAGAACAUCUGGAAAAAGUUCCUGUGAAGGAAUUCGACAAAUCUGGGAGGAACCUCCACUCAGCCCAAACACAUCCCUCAGCGCCAUCAUUAGAACUCCUAAAUGCUAUCAUAUCUCGUCACUGAAUGAAAAUGCCGCCAAACGUCUGUGUCGCAGGUAUUCUCAGAAACUGAUCCAGCACACUGCUUGCCAGCUGCUGAGGACCUACCCGGCAGCGACCAGAAUCGACUCAUCCAAUCCCAACCCCCUCAUGUUCUGGCUUCAUGGGAUACAGCUUGUAGCUCUAAACUACCAGACGGAUGACCUUCCUUUACAGUUAAACGCUGCCAUGUUUGAGGCGAAUGGUGGGUGUGGCUAUGUUUUGAAGCCCCCUGUCCUGUGGGAUAAAAGCUGUCCCAUGUAUCAGAAGUUUUCACCACUGGAAAGAGAUCUGGACGCCAUGGACCCUGCUACCUAUUCUUUAACCAUCAUCUCUGGCCAGAAUGUGUGUCCUAGUAACAGCACCGGAAGUCCGUGCAUUGAAGUUGACGUCUUGGGCAUGCCCCUGGACAGCUGCCAUUUCCGCACAAAACCCAUCCACCGAAACACUCUGAACCCCAUGUGGAAUGAGCAGUUUCUCUUCCGGGUUCACUUUGAAGAUCUUGUAUUUCUUCGUUUUGCAGUUGUGGAGAACAACAGUUCGGCGAUAACGGCUCAGAGAAUCAUUCCACUCAAAGCUUUAAAGAGAGGAUAUCGGCAUCUUCAGCUGCGGAACCUCCACAACGAGAUCUUGGAAAUCUCUAGCUUAUUCAUAAACAGCAGGAGGAUGGAAGACAAUCCCUCUGGCAGUACCCGGCCAGCCUCUUUGAUGUUCAAUACUGAAGAGAGGAAAUGUUCUCAGACUCACAAAGUCACAGUGCAUGGUGUCCCAGGUCCAGAGCCCUUCGCUGUUUUCACUAUAAACGAAGGCACCAAGGCAAAGCAGCUUCUCCAACAGAUUUUGGCAGUUGACCAGGACACCAAACUUACAGCCGCAGACUAUUUUCUGAUGGAAGAGAAGCAUUUUAUAUCGAAGGAAAAGAAUGAAUGCAGGAAACAACCAUUCCAGAGAGCUGUGGGCCCAGAGGAAGAUAUUGUGCAGAUUUUAAACAGCUGGUUCCCAGAAGAAGGCUACGUAGGCAGGAUUGUCUUAAAGCCCCAACAAGAAACCCUAGAAGAGAAAAACAUUGUCCACGAUGACAGAGAGGUGAUCUUGAGCUCGGAGGAGGAGAGUUUCUUUGUCCAAGUGCACGAUGUCUCUCCAGAGCAGCCUCGAACUGUCAUCAAAGCCCCACGGGUCAGCACUGCACAGGACGUGAUUCAGCAGACCUUGUGCAAAGCCAAAUAUUCCUACAGCAUCCUGAACAACCCCAAUCCGUGUGACUAUGUGCUUUUGGAAGAGGUAAUGAAAGAUGCACCCAAUAAGAAGUCUUCUACCCCGAAGUCCUCACAGAGGAUCCUCUUGGACCAAGAAUGUGUGUUUCAAGCCCAAAGCAAGUGGAAGGGCGCAGGGAAAUUCAUCCUUAAGCUAAAGGAGCAGGUGCAGGCAUCCAGAGAAGAUAAAAGGAGGGGCAUCUCCUUUGCAAGUGAACUCAAGAAACUCACGAAGUCCACUAAGCAAACCCGAGGACUCACAUCGCCUCCUCAGCUUGUGGCCUCAGAAAGUGUGCAAAGCAAGGAGGAGAAACCCAUGGGUGCCUUGGCCUCUGGUGACACAGUGGGCUACCAGUCGUGAGCCAGUGCAGCACAUUUGAUCCAGGGAUAUGAAGGGGAAGGCCCUUGAUGAGAAGCUAUCAAGAAUGGACGUGGUGGAAAGAAGCAUACUUUACCUCCAUCACAUUCAAACUGGAAACUGAUGAUUUCCGAACUCCAGAACCUCCUCACACCCGAUGAGAGGUUCAUGCAGAGGACAAGCAAAACGGCACAGGACUGCCAACCAACUUCCUGAGGAAUGAAGCAGGGACACCCAGGGCAUUGCCCGGGGCAUUAUGGGUGGAAAAGCCACCCCUCAAGCUGAAGGCAACAAGGAACACCUGUAAAGGGCCAGGUGGUAAACAUUUUAGGGUCGGGGCCACGUGGCUUCUGUCGCAUUCAGUCAGCUCAGCUACUGGAUGGCAAAUGAAGCUGCCGACAACAGGUACAAGAAUGAACAUCUGACUGAACAAUAAAACGUUAUUUAUGGACACUUAAAUCGGAACCUCAUAUAAUUUUCACAUGUCACACAUGUUUAAGUGUUUCAACCACUUAAAAUUGUAAAAUCUUUCCUAGUUUAAGGGUCAGACAAAAACAACGUGAGGCUGGCUCGAGGACCAGCUUGCUGACCCAGCUUGGGAGAACUGGGAGCCAAAGGCACAGACAGAAGUUAGAAAACCUUGAAAAUUGGCCGUGGGUUUAAUGAGAAGUGGAAGUGUGGGGACAUUGGAAAUGUAAAUAUGUCCUGUUAGAUUUGUUAGCAAUUAUUCAAAUUAGUUCCUAUAUCGUGUACCCAGGUGCACUCUUUGGGCCGCCUUUCCUCAGAUAGAAAUGUUUUUCCGAAAGCUACGACCCAUGCGUCCACAGACUGUCCCGUUUUCAGUUCUCACAAAGUGAAUUUAGAAUGAUGUACAAUUUAGUGUCUAUCGAGUUGUGAUGUCCUCAUAAGAAAACCUAAA